AUGUUCUCGGAGCUGAUCGGCGGGCAGCAUGGGUCGGGCGGGCAGCAUGGGUUGGGCGGGCAGCAUGGGUUGGGCGGGCAACAUGGGUUGGGCGGGCAGCAUGGGUUGGGCGGGCAGCAUGGGUUGGGCGGGCAGCAUGGGUUGGGCGGGCAGCAUGGGUUGGGCGGGGCAGCAUGGGUCGGGCGGGGCAGCAUGGGUCGGGCGGGCAAGCAUGGGUUGGGCGGGCAGCAUGGGUUGGGCGGGCAGCAUGGGUGGGGCGGGCAGCAUGGGUUGGGCGGGCAGGCAUGGGUUGGGCGGGCAGCAUGGGUUGGGCGGGCAGCAUGGGUUGGGCGGGCAGCAUGGGUUGGGGCGGGCAGCAUGGUUGGGCGGGCAGCAUGGGUUGGGCGGGCAGCAAUGGGUGUCGGGCGGGCAGGCAUGGGACGGCGGGCAGCAAUGGUUGGGGCGGCAGCAUGGGUUGGGCGGCAGCAUGGUUGGGCGGGCAGCAUGGGUUUGGGCGGGCAGCAUGGAUUGGGCGGGCAGCAUGGGUUGGGCGGGGCAGCAUGGGUUGGGCGGGCAGCAUGGGUUGGGCGGGCAACAUGGGUUGGGCGGGAGCAUGGGUUGGGCGGGGCAGCAUGGUUGGGCGGGCAGCAUGGGUCGGGGCGGGCAGCAUGGUUGGGCGGGCAGCAUGGGUCGGGCGGGCAGCAUGGGUUGGGCGGGCAGCAUGGGUUGGGCGGGCAGCAUGGGUCGGGCGGGCAGCAUGGGUCGGGCGGGAAGCAUGGGUCGGGCGGGCAGCAUGGGUUGGGCGGGCAGCAUUGGUUGGGCGGGCAGCAUGGGUUGGGCGGGGGGGCAGCAUGGGUCGGGCGGGCAGCAUGGGUCGGGCGGGCAGCAUGGGUUGGGCGGGCAGCAUGGGUUGGGCGGGCAGCAUGGGUUGGGCGGGCAGCAUGGGUUGGGCGGGCAGCAUGGGUUGGGCGGGGCAGCAUGGGUUGGGCGGGCAGCAUGGGUUGGGCGGGCAGCAUGGGUGGGCGGGGGCAGCAUGGGUUGGGCGGGCAGCAUGGGUUGGGCGGGCAGCAGGGGUGGGCGGGCAGCAUGGGUUGGCGGGCAGCAUGGGGUUGGGCGGGCAGCAUGGGUUGGGCGGGCAGCAUGGGGUGGGCGGGGCAGCAUGGAUUGGGCGGGCAGCAUGGGUUGGGCGGGGCAGCAUGGGGGGCGGGCAGCAUGGGUUGGGCGGGCAGCAUGGGGUCGGCGGGCAGCAUGGGUUGGGCGGGCAGCAUGGGUUGGCGGGCAGCAUGGGUGGGCGGGCAGCAUGGGUUGGGCGGGCAGCAUGGGUUGGGCGGGCAGCAUGGGUUGGGCGGGCAGCAUGGGUUGGGCGGGCAGCAUGGGUCGGGCGGGCAGCAUGGGUUGGGCGGGGCAGCAUGGGCCGGGCGGGCAGCAUGGGUUGGGCGGGCAGCAUGGGUUGGGCGGGCAGCAUGGGUCGGGCGGGCAGCAUGGGUCGGGCGGGCAGCAUGGGUCGGGCGGGCAGCAUGGGUUGGGCGGGCAGCAUGGGUUGGGCGGGCAGCAUGGGUUGGCGGGCAGCAUGGGUUGGGCGGGCAGCAUGGGUUGGGGCGGGCAGCAUGGGUCGGGGCGGGCAGCAUGGGUUGGGCGGGCAGCAUGGGUUGGGCGGGCAGCAUGGGUCGGGGCGCGGCAGCAUGGGUGGGCGGGCAGCAUGGGUUGGGCGGGCAGCAUGGGUUGGGCGGGCAGCAUGGGUUGGGCGGGCAGCAUGGGUGGGGCGGGCAGCAUGGGUUGGGCGGGGCAGCAUGGGUUGGGCGGGCAGCAUGGGUUGGGCGGGCAGCAUGGGUUGGCGGGCAGCAUGGGUUGGGCGGGCAGCAUGGGUUGGGCGGGCAGCAUGGGUUGGGCGGGCAGCAUGGGUUGGGCGGGCAGCAUGGGUUGGGCGGGCAGCAUGGGUUGGGCGGGCAGCAUGGGUUGGGCGGGCAGCAUGGGUUGGGCGGGCAGCAUGGGUUGGGCGGGCAGCAUGGGUCGGGCGGGGCAGCAUGGGUCGGGCGGGCAGCAUGGGUGGGCGGGCAGCAUGGGUGGGCGGGCAGCAUGGGUUGGGCGGGCAGCAUGUGUGGGCGGGCAGCAUGGGUUGGGCGGGCAGCAUGGGUUGGGCGGGCAGCAUGGGUUGGGCGGGCAGCAUGGGUUGGGCGGGCAGCAUGGGUGGGCGGGCAGCAUGGGUCGGGCGGGCAGCAUGGGUCGGGCGGGCAGCAUGGGUUGGGCGGCAGCAGCAUGGGUUGGUGCGGGCAGCAUGGGUUGGGCGGGCAGCAUGGGUUGGGCGGGCAGCAUGGGUUGGGCGGGCAGCAUGGGUCGGGCGGGCAGCAUGGGUUGGGCGGGCAGCAUGGGUUGGGCGGGCAGCAUGGGUUGGGCGGGCAGCAUGGGUUGGGCGGGCAGCAUGGGUUGGGCGGGCAGCAUGGGUUGGGCGGGCAGCAUGGGUUGGGCGGGCAGCAUGGGUUGGGCGGGCAGCAUGGGUUGGGCGGGCAGCAUGGGUUGGGCGGGCAGCAUGGGUUGGGCGGGCAGCAUGGGUUGGGCGGGCAGCAUGGGUUGGGCGGGCAGCAUGGGUUGGGCGGGCAGCAUGGGUGGGCGGGCAGCAUGGGUCGGGCGGGCAGCAUGGGCUCGGAUUGGGCGGGCAGCAUGGGUUGGGCGGGCAGCAUGGGUUGGGCGGGCAGCAUGGGUUGGGCGGGCAGCAUGGGUCGGGCGGGCAGCAUGGGUUGGGCGGGCAGCAUGGGUUGGGCGGGCAGCAUGGUUGGGCGGGCAGCAUGGGUCGGGCGGGCAGCAUGGGUCGGGCGGGCAGCAUGGGUUGGGCGGGCAGCAUGGGUUGGGCGGGCAGCAUGGGUUGGGCGGGCAGCAUGGGUUGGGCGGGCAGCAUGGGUUGGGCGGGCAGCAUGGGUUGGGCGGGGCAGCAUGGGUCGGGCGGGCAGCAUGGGUCGGGCGGGCAGCAUGGGUUGGGCGGGCAGCAUGGGUUGGGCGGGCAGCAUGGGUUGGGCGGGCAGCAUGGGUCGGGCGGGCAGCAUGGGUCGGCGCGGGCAGCAUGGGGUCGGGCGGGCAGCAUGGGUCGGGCGGGCAGCAUGGGUCGGGCGGGCAGCAUGGGUCGGGCGGGCAGCAUGGGACGGGCGGGCAGCAUGGGUCGGCGGGCAGCAUGGGUUGGGCGGGCAGCAUGGGUUGGGCGGGCAGCAUGGGUUGGGCGGCAGCAUGGAUUGGGCGGGCAGCAUGGGUUGGGCGGGCAGCAUGGGUUGGGCGGGCAGCAUGGGUGGGCGGGCAACAUGGGUUGGCGGGCAGCAUGGGUUGGGCGGGCAGCAUGGGUUGGGCGGGCAGCAUGGGUCGGGCGGGCAGCAUGGGUCGGGCGGGCAGCAUGGGUUGGGGGCGGGGCAGCAUGGAUUGGGCGGGCAGCAGCAUGGGUUGGGCGGGCAGCAUGGGUUGGGCGGGCAGCAUGGGUUGGGCGGGCAGCAUGGGUCGGGCGGGCAGCAUGGGUUGGGCGGGCAGCAUGGAUUGGGCGGGCAGCAUGGGUUGGGAGGGCAGCAUGGGUUGGGCGGGCAGCAUGGGUUGGGCGGGCAGCAUGGGUUGGGCGGGCAGCAUGGGUUGGGCGGGCAGCAUGGGUUGGGCGGGGCAGCAUGGGUGGGGGGGCAGCAUGGGUUGGGCGGGCAGCAUGGGUCGGGCGGGGCAGCAUGGGUCUGGCGGGCAGCAUGGGUCGGGCGGGCAGCAUGGUCGGGGCGGGCAGCAUGGGGGGGGGCGGCAGCAGUGGGGUUGGGCGGGCAGCAUGGGUUGGGCGGGCAGCAUGGGUGGGCGGGCAGCAUGGGUCGGCGGGCAGCAUGGGUCGGGCGGGCAGCAUGGGUUGGGCGGGCAGCAUGGGUUGGGCGGGCAGCAUGGGUCGGGCGGGCAGCAUGGGUCGGGCGGGCAGCAUGGGUCGGGCGGGCAGCAUGGGUUGGGCGGGCAGCAUGGGUUGGGCGGGCAGCAUGGGUUGGGCGGGCAGCAUGGGUCGGGCGGGCAGCAUGGGUCGGGCGGGCAGCAUGGGUCGGGCGGGCAGCAUGGGUCGGGCGGGCAGCAUGGGUUGGGCGGGCAGCAUGGGUUGGGCGGGCAGCAUGGGUUGGGCGGGCAGCAUGGGUUGGGCGGGCAGCAUGGGUCGGCGGGCAGCAUGGGCUGGGCGGGCAGCAUGGGUUGGGCGGGCAGCAUGGGUUGGGCGGGCAGCAUGGGUUGGGCGGGCAGCAUGGGUUGGGCGGGCAGCAUGGGUUGGGCGGGCAGCAUGGGUUGGGCGGGCAGCAUGGGUUGGGCGGGCAGCAUGGGUUGGGCGGGCAGCAUGGGUUGGGCGGGCAGCAUGGGUUGGGCGGCAGCAUGGGUUGGGCGGGCAGCAUGGAUUGGGCGGGCAGCAUGGGUUGGGCGGGCAGCAUGGGUUGGGCGGGCAGCAUGGGUUGGGCGGGCAGCAUGGGUUGGGCGGGCAGCAUGGGUUGGGCGGGGCAGCAUGGGUUGGCGGGGCAGCAUGGGUCGGGCGGGCAGCAUGGGUCGGCGGGCAGCAUGGGUCGGGGCGGGCAGCAUGGGUUGGGCGGGCAGCAUGGGUUGGGCGGGCAGCAUGGGUUGGGCGGGCAGCAUGGGUUGGGCGGGCAGCAUGGGUUGGGCGGGCAGCAUGGGUUGGGCGGGCAGCAUGGGUCGGGCGGGCAGCAUGGGUCGGGGCGGGCAGCAUGGGCGGGCGGGCAGCAUGGGUUGGGCGGGCAGCAUGGGUCGGGCGGGGGCAGCAUGGGUCGGGCGGGCAGCAUGGGUCGGCGGGCAGCAUGGGUGGGGCGGGCAGCAUGGGUUGGGCGGGCAGCAUGGGUUGGGCGGGCAGCAUGGGUCGGGCGGGCAGCAUGGGUCGGGCGGGCAGCAUGGGUCGGGCGGGGCAGCAUGGGUUGGGCGGGCAGCAUGGGUUGGGCGGGCAGGGCAGCAUGGGUUGGCGGGCAGCAUGGGUUGGGCGGGCAGCAUGGGUUCGGGCGGGCAGCAUGGGUCGGGCGGGCAGCAUGGGUGGGCGGGCAGCAUGGGUCGGGCGGGCAGCAUGGGUCGGGGCGGGCAGCAUGGGUCGGGCGGGCAGCAUGGGUUGGGCGGGCAGCAUGGGUCGGGCGGGCAGCAUGUUGGGCGGGCAGCAUGGGUCGGGCGGGCAGCAUGGGUUUGGGCUUGGGCGGGAAGCAUGGGUUGGGCGGGCAGCAUGGGUUGGGCGGGCAGCAUGGGUCGGGCGGGCAGCAUGGGUCGGGCGGGAAGCAUGGGUCGGGCGGGCAGCAUGGGUUGGGCGGGCAGCAUGGGUUGGGCGCGGCAGCAUGGGUUGGGCGGCAGCAUGGGUCGGGCGGGCAGCAUGGGUCGGGCGGGCAGCAUGGGGUGGGCGGGCAGCAUGGUGGGCGGGCGGCAGCAUGGGGUUGGGCGGGCAGCAUGGGUCGGGCGGGCAGCAUGGGUCGGGCGAGCAGCAUGGGUCGGGGGGCGGGCAGCAUGGGUGGGCGGGCAGCAUGGGUCGGGCGGGCAGCAUGGGUCGGGCGGCAGCAUGGGUUGGGCGGGCAGCAUGGGUUGGGCGGGCAGCAUGGGUUGGGCGGGCAGCAUGGGUUGGGCGGGCAGCAUGGGUUGGGCGGGCAGCAUGGGUUGGGCGGGCAGCAUGGGUUGGGCGGGCAGCAUGGGUUGGGCGGGCAGCAUGGGUUGGCGCGGGCAGCAUGGGUUGGGCGGGCAGCAUGGGUUGGGCGGGCAGCAUGGGUUGGGCGGGCAGCAUGGGUUGGGCGGGCAGCAUGGGUUGGGCGGGCAGCAUGGGUCGGGCGGGCAGCAUGGGUUGGGCGGGCAGCAUGGGUUGGGCGGGCAGCAUGGGUUGGGCGGGCAGCAUGGGUUGGGCGGGCAGCAUGGGUUGGGCGGGCAGCAUGGGUGGGCGGGCAGCAUGGGUUGGGCGGGCAGCAUGGGUUGGGCGGGCAGCAUGGGUCGGGCGGGCAGCAUGGGUCGGGCGGGCAGCAUGGGUUGGGCGGGCAGCAUGGGUUGGGCGGGCAGCAUGGGUGGGCGGGCAGCAUGGGUUGGGCGGGCAGCAUGGGUUGGGCGGGCAGCAAUGGGUUGGGCGGGCAGCAUGGGUUGGGCGGGCAGCAUGGGUUGGGCGGGCAGCAUGGGUCGGGCGGGCAGCAUGGGUCGGGCGGGCAGCAUGGGUCGGGCGGGCAGCAUGGGUCGGGCGGGCAGCAUGGGUUGGGCGGGCAGCAUGGGUUGGGCGGGCAGCAUGGGUUGGGCGGGCAGCAUGGGUCGGGCGGGCAGCAUGGGCGGGGCGGGCAGCAUGGGUCGGCGAGGGGGGGGGCAGCAUGGGUUGGGCGGGCAGCAUGGGUUGGGCGGGCAGCAUGGGUUGGGCGGGCAGCAUGGGUUGGGCGGGCAGCAUGGGUUGGCGGGCAGCAUGGGUUGGGCGGGCAACAUGGGUGGGCGGGCAGCAUGGGUUGGGCGGGCAGCAUGGGUUGGGGGGCAGCAUGGGUGGGCGGGCAGCAUGGGUCGGGCGGGCAGCAUGGGUCGGGCGGGCAGCAUGGGUCGGGCGGGCAGCAUGGGUUGGGCGGGCAGCAUGGGUUGGGCGGGCAGCAUGGGUCGGGCGGGCAGCAUGGGUCGGGCGGGCAGCAUGGGUUGGGCGGGCAGCAUGGGUUGGGCGGGCAGCAUGGGUUGGGCGGGCAGCAUGGGUUGGGCGGGCAGCAUGGGUUGGGCGGGCAGCAUGGGAAGGGCGGGCAGCAUGGGUUGGGCGGGCAGCAUGGGUUGGGCGGGGCAGCAUGGGUUGGGCGGGCAGCAUGGGUUGGGCGGGCAGCAUGGGUGGGCGGGGCAGCAUGGGUGGGGCGGGCAGCAUGGGUUGGGCGGGCAGCAUGGGUUGGGCGGGCAGCAUGGGUUGGGCGGGCAGCAUGGGUUGGGCGGGCAGCAUGGGUUCGGGCGGGCAGCAUGGGUUGGCGGGCAGCAUGGGUUGGGCGGGCAGCAUGGGUUGGGCGGGCAGCAUGGGUUGGGCGGGCAGCAUGGGUCGGGCGGGCAGCAUGGGUCGGGCGGGCAGCAUGGGUUGGGCGGGCAGCAUGGGUUGGGCGGGCAGCAUGGGUGGUGGGCGGGCAGCAUGGGUGGGGCGGGCAGCAUGGGUUGGGCGGCCAGCAUGGGUUGGCGCGGCAGCAUGGGUUGGGCGGGCAGCAUGGUUGGGCGGGCAGCAUGGGUUGGGCGGGCAGCAUGGGUUGGGCGGGCAGCAUGGGUUGGGCGGGCAGCAUGGGUUGGGCGGGCAGCAUGGGUUGGGCGGGCAGCAUGGGUUGGGCGGGCAGCAUGGGUUGGGCGGGCAGCAUGGGUUGGGCGGGCAGCAUGGGUUGGGCGGGCAGCAUGGGUUGGGCGGGCAGCAUGGCGGGCAGCAUGGGUCGGGCGGGCAGCAUGGGUUGGGCGGGCAGCAUGGGUUGGGCGGGCAGCAUGGGUUGGGCGGGCAGCAUGGGUCGGGGCGGGCAGCAUGGGUUGGGCGGGCAGCAUGGGUUGGGCGGGCAGCAUGGGUCGGGCGGGCAGCAUGGGUCGGGCGGGCAGCAUGGGUCGGGCGGGCAGCAUGGGUUGGGGCGGGCAGCAUGGGUUGGGCGGGCAGCAUGGGUCGGGCGGGCAGCAUGGGUUGGGCGGGCAGCAUGGGUUGGGCGGGCAGCAUGGGUUGGGCGGGCAGCAUGGGUGGGCGGGCAGCAUGGGUUGGCGGGCAGCAUGGUUGGGGGGCAGCAUGGGUUGGGCGGGCAGCAUGGUUGGGCGGGCAGCAUGGGUUGGGCGGGCAGCAUGGGUUGGGCGGGCAGCAUGGGUUGGGCGGGCAGCAUGGGUUGGGCGGGCAGCAUGGGUUGGGCGGGCAGCAUGGGUUGGGCGGGCAGCAUGGGUCGGGCGGGCAGCAUGGGUCGGGCGGGCAGCAUGGGUUGGGCGGGCAGCAUGGGUUGGGCGGGCAGCAUGGGUUGGGCGGGCAGCAUGGUUCGGGCGGGCAGCAUGGGUCGGGCGGGGCAGCAUGGGUCGGGCGGGCAGCAUGGGUUGGGCGGGCAGCAUGGGUCGGGCGGGCAGCAUGGGUCGGGCGGGCAGCAUGGGUUGGGCGGGCAACAUGGGUUGGGCGGCAGCAUGGGUUGGGCGGGCAACAUGGGUUGGGCGGGCAGCAUGGGUUGGGGCGGGCAGCAUGGGUUGGGCGGGCAGCAUGGGUUGGGCGGGCAGCAUGGGUUGGGCGGGCAGCAUGGGUUGGGGGGCAGCAUGGGUUGGCGGGCAGCAUGGGUUGGGCGGGCAGCAUGGGUUGGGCGGGCAGCAUGGGUGGGCGGGCAGCAUGGGUUGGCGGGCAGCAUGGGUUGGGCGGGCAGCAUGGGUGGGGCGGGCAGCAUGGGUUGGGCGGGCAGCAUGGGUUGGGGCGGGCAGCAUGGGGUGGGCGGGCAGCAUGGGUUGGGCGGGCAGCAUGGGUUGGGCGCAGCAGCAUGGGUUGGGCGGGCAGCAUGGGUUGGGCGGGCAGCAUGGGUUGGGCGGGCAGCAUGGGUUGGGCGGGCAGCAUGGGUUGGGCGGGCAGCAUGGGUUGGGCGGGCAGCAUGGGUUGGGCGGGCAGCAUGGGUUGGGCGGGCAGCAUGGGUCGGGCGGGCAGCAUGGGUUGGGCGGGCAGCAUGGGUUGGGCGGGCAGCAUGGGUUGGGCGGGCAGCAUGGGUGGGGCGGGCAGCAUGGGUUGGGCGGGCAGCAUGGGUCGGGCGGGCAGCAUGGGUCGGGCGGGCAGCAUGGGUCGGGCGGGCAGCAUGGGUUGGGCGGGCAGCAUGGGUUGGCGGGGGCAGCAUGGGUCGGGCGGGCAGCAUGGGUUGCGGGCAGCAUGGGUUGGGCGGGCAGCAUGGGUUGGGCGGGCAGCAUGGGUUGGGCGGGCAGCAUGGGUUGGGCGGGCAGCAUGGGUUGGGCGGCCAGCAUGGGUUGGGCGGGCAGCAUGGGUUGGGCGGGCAGCAUGGCUUGGGCGGGCAGCAUGGGUUGGGCGGGCAGCAUGGGUUGGGCGGGCAGAUGGGUUGGGCGGGCAGCAUGGAUUGGGCGGGCAGCAUGGGUUGGGCGGCAGCAUGGGUUGGGCGGGCAGCAUGGGUUGGGCGGGCAGCAUGGGUUGGGCGGGCAACAUGGGUUGGGCGGGCAGCAUGGUUGGGCGGGCAGCAUGGGUUGGGCGGGCAGCAUGGGUUCGGGCGGGCAGCAGCAUGGGUUCGGGCGGGCAGCAUGGGUCGGGCGGGCAGCAUGGGUCGGGCGGGCAGCAUGGGUGGGCGGGCAGCAUGGGUUGGCGGGCGGGCAGCAUGGGUCGGGCGGGCAGCAUGGGUCGGGCGGGCAGCAUGGGUUGGGCGGGCAGCAUGGGUUGGGCGGGCAGCAUGGGUUGGGCGGGCAGCAUGGGUCGGGCGGGCAGCAUGGGUCGGCGGGCAGCAUGGGUCGGGCGCGGGCAGCAUGGGUUGGGCGGGCAGCAUGGGUUGGGCGGGCAGCAUGGGUUGGGCGGGCAGCAUGGGUUGGGCGGGCAGCAUGGGUUGGGCGGGCAGCAUGGGCGGGCGGGCAGCAUGGGCUGGGCGGGCAGCAUGGGUUGGGCGGGCAGCAUGGGUUGGGCGGGCAGCAUGGGUUGGGCGGGCAGCAUGGGUUGGGCGGGCAGCAUGGGUUGGGCGGGCAGCAUGGGUUGGGCGGGCAGCAUGGGUUGGGCGGGCAGCAUGUUGGUGGGCGGGCAGCAUGGGUUGGGCGGGCAGCAUGGGUUGGGCGGGCAGCAUGGGUUGGGCGGGCAGCAUGGAUUGGGCGGGCAGCAUGGGUUGGGCGGGCAGCAUGGGUUGGGGCGGGCAGCAUGGGUUGGCGGGCAGCAUGGGUUGGGCGGGCAGCAUGGGUUGGGCGGGCAGCAUGGGUUGGGCGGGCAGCAUGGGUCGGGCGGGCAGCAUGGGUCGGGCGGGCAGCAUGGGUCGGGCGGGCAGCAUGGGUUGGGCGGGCAGCAUGGGUUGGGCGGGCAGCAUGGGUUGGGCGGGCAGCAUGGGUUGGGCGGGCAGCAUGGGUUGGGCGGGCAGCAUGGGUUGGGCGGGCAGCAUGGGUCGGGCGGGCAGCAUGGGUCGGGCGGGCAGCAUGGGUCGGGCGGGGCAGCAUGGGUCGGGCGGGCAGCAUGGGUUGGGCGGGCAGCAUGGGUUGGGCGGGCAGCAUGGGUUGGGCGGGCAGCAUGGGUCGGGCGGGCAGCAUGGGUCGGGGCGGGCAGCAUGGGUCGGGCGGGCAGCAUGGGUUGGGCGGGGCAGCAUGGGUUGGCGGGCAGCAUGGCUUGGGCGGGCAGCAUGGGUUGGGCGGGCAGCAUGGGUUGGGCGGGCAGCAUGGGUUGGGCGGGCAACAUGGGUUGGGCGGGCAGCAUGGGUUGGGCGGGCAGCAUGGGUCGGGCGGGCAGCAUGGGUCGGGCGGGCAGCAUGGGUCGGGCGGGCAGCAUGGGUCGGGCGGGCAGCAUGGGUGGUUGGGCGGGCAGCAUGGGGUGGGCGGGCAGCAUGGGUUGGGCGGGCAGCAUGGGUCGGGCGGGCAGCAUGGGUCGGGGGGGGCAGCAUGGGUUGGGCGGGCAGCAUGGGUUGGGCGGGCAGCAUGGGUUGGGCGGGCAGCAUGGGUUGGGCGGGCAGCAUGGGUUGGGCGGGCAGCAUGGGUCGGGCGGGCAGCAUGGGUCGGGCGGGCAGCAUGGGUCGGGCGGGCAGCAUGGGUUGGGCGGGCAGCAUGGGUUGGGCGGGCAGCAUGGGUUGGGCGGGCAGCAUGGGUUGGGCGGGCAGCAUGGGUUGGGGCGGGCAGCAUGGGUUGGGCGGGCAGCAUGGGUUGGGCGGGCAGCAUGGGUUGGGCGGGCAGCAUGGGUUGGGCGGGGCAGCAUGGGUUGGGCGGGCAGCAUGGGUUGGGCGGGCAGCAUGGGUUGGGCGGGCAGCAUGGGUUGGGCGGGCAGCAUGGGUUGGGCGGGCAGCAUGGGUUGGGCGGGCAGCAUGGGUUGGGCGGGCAGCAUGGGUUGGGGCGGGCAGCAUGGGUUGGGGCGGGCAGCAUGGGUUGGGCGGGCAGCAUGGGUUGGGCGGGCAGCAUGGGUGGGCGGGCAGCAUGGGUUGGCGGGCAGCAUGGGUGGGCGGGCAGCAUGGGUUGGGCGGGCAGCAUGGGUUGGGCGGGCAGCAUGGGUUGGGCGGGCAGCAUGGGUUGGGCGGGCAGCAUGGGUUGGGGCGGGCAGCAUGGGUUGGGCGGGCAGCAUGGGUUGGGCGGGCAGCAUGGGUUGGGCGGGCAGCAUGGGUGGGGCGGGCAGCAUGGGUUGGGCGGGCAGCAUGGGUUUGGGCGGGCAGCAUGGGUUGGGCGGGCAGCAUGGGUUGGGCGGGCAGGCAUGGGUUGGGGCGGGCAGCAUGGGUUGGGCCGGGCGAGCAUGGGUUGGGCGGGCAGCAUGGGUUGGGCGGGCAGCAUGGGUUUGGGCGGGCAGCAUGGGUUGGGCGGGCAGCAUGGUCGGGAGGGCAGCAUGGGUUGGGCGGGCAGCAUGGGUUGGGCGGGGCAGCAUGGGUUGGGGCGGGCAGCAUGGGUUGGGCGGAGCAGCAUGGGUUGGGCGGGCAGCAUGGGUUGGGGCGGGCAGCAUGGGUUGGGCGGGCAGCAUGGUUGGGCGGGCAUGCAUGGCGGGCAGCAUGGGUCGGGGCGGGCAGCAUGGGUUGGGCGGGCAGCAUGGGUUGGGCGGGCAGCCAUGGGUUGGGCGGGCAGCAUGGGUCGGGCGGGCAGCAUGGGUUGGGCGGGCAGCAUGGGUUGGGCGGGCAGCAUGGGUUGGCGGGCAGCAUGGGUCGGGCGGGCAGCAUGGGUUGGGCGGGCAGCAUGGGUUGGGCGGGCAGCAGGGUUGGCGGGCAGCAUGGGUUGGGCGGGCAGCAUGGGUGGGCGGGGCAGCAUGGGUUGGGCGGGCAGCAUGGGUUGGGCGGGCAGCAUGGGUUGGGCGGGCAGCAUGGGUUGGGCGGGCAGCAUGGGUGGGGCGGGCAGCAUGGGUCGGGCGGGCAGCAUGGGUCGGGGCGGGCAGCAUGGGUCGGAGCGGGCAGCAUGGGUCGGGCGGGCAGCAUGGGUUGGGCGGGCAGCAUGGGUUGGGGCGGGCAGCAUGGGUCGGGCGGGCAGCAUGGGUCGGGCGGGCAGCAUGGGUUGGGCGGGCAGCAUGGGUUGGGCGGGCAGCAUGGGUUGGGCGGGCAGCAUGGGUUGGGCGGGCAGCAUGGGUCGGGCGGGCAGCAUGGGUCGGGCGGGCAGCAUGGGUCGGGCGGGCAGCAUGGGUCGGGCGGGGCAGCAUGGGUCGGGCGGGCAGCAUGGGUCGGGCGGGCAGCAUGGGUUGGGCGGGCAGCAUGGGUUGGGCGGGCAGCAUGGGUUGGGCGGGGCAGCAUGGGUUGGGCGGGCAGCAUGGGUUGGGCGGGCAGCAUGGGUUGGGCGGGCAGCAUGGUUGGGCGGGCAGCAUGGGUUGGGCGGGCAGCAUGGGUUGGGCGGGCAGCAUGGGUUGGGCGGGCAGCAUGGGUUGGGCGUGGGUGGGGCAGCAUGGGUUGGGCGGGCAGCAUGGGUUGGCGGGCAGCAUGGGUCGGGCGGGCAGCAUGGGUCGGGCGGGCAGCAUGGGUUGGCGGCAAGCAUCAGGGUUGGGCGGCAGCAUGGGUUGGGCGGGCAGCAUGGGUUGGGCGGGCAGCAUGGGUUGGGCGGGCAGCAUGGGUGGGCGGGCAGCAUGGGUUGGGCGGGCAGCAUGGGUUGGGCGGGCAGCAUGGGUUGGGCGGGCAGCAUGGGUUGGGCGGGCAGCAUGGGUUGGGCGGGCAGCAUGGGUUGGGCGGGCAGCAUGGGUUGGGCGGGCAGCAUGGGUUGGGCGGGCAGCAUGGGUUGGGCGGCGGGCAGCAUGGGUCGGGCGGGCAGCAUGGGUUGGGCGGGGCAGCAUGGGUUGGGCGGGCAGCAUGUGUUGGGGCGGGCAGCAUGGGUUGGGCGGGCAGCAUGGGUUGGGCGGGCAGCAUGGGUUGGGCGGGCAGCAUGGGUUGGGCGGGCAGCAUGGGUUGGGCGGGCAGCAUGGGUUGGGCGGGCAGCAUGGGUUGGGCGGGCAGCAUGGGUUGGGCGGGCAGCAUGGGUCGGGCGGGCAGCAUGGGUUGGGCGGGCAGCAUGGGUUGGGCGGGCAGCAUGGGUUUGGCGGGCAGCAUGGGUUGGGCGGGCAGCAUGGGUUGGGCGGGCAGCAUGGGUUGGGCGGGCAGCAUGGGUUGGGCGGGCAGCAUGGGUGGGGCGGGCAGCAUGGGUUGGGCGGGCAGCAUGGGUUGGGCGGGCAGCAUGGGUCGGGCGGGCAGCAUGGGUUGGGCGGGCAGCAUGGAUUGGGCGGGCAGCAUGGGUUGGGCGGGCAGCAUGGGUUGGGCGGGCAGCAUGGGUUGGGCGGGCAGCAUGGGUUGGGCGGGCAGCAUGGGUUGGGCGGGCAGCAUGGGUUGGGCGGGCAGCAUGGCGGGCAGCAUGGGUCGGGCGGGCAGCAUGGGUUGGGCGGGCAGCAUGGUUGGGCGGGCAGCAUGGGUUGGGCGGGCAGCAUGGGUUGGGCGGGCAGCAUGGGUCGGGCGGGCAGCAUGGGGUCGGGGCGGGCAGCAUGGGUCGGGCGGGCAGCAUGGGUCGGGCGGGCAGCAUGGGUCGGGCGGGCAGCAUGGGUCGGCGGCAGCAUGGUCGGGGCGGGCAGCAUGGGUUGGGCGGGCAGCAUGGGUCGGGCGGGCAGCAUGGGUCGGGCGGGCAGCAUGGGUUGGGCGGGCAACAUGGGUUGGGCGGGCAGCAUGGAUGGGCGGGCAGCAUGGGUUGGGCGGGCAGCAUGGGUGGGCGGGCAGCAUGGGGUUGGGCGGGCAGCAUGGGUUGGGCGGGGCAGCAUGGGUUGGGCGGGCAGCAUGGGUUGGGCGGGCAGCAUGGGUUGGGCGGGCAGCAUGGGUUGGGCGGGCAGCAUGGGUCGGGCGGGCAGCAUGGGUUGGGCGGGGCAGCAUGGGUUGGGGGGCGGGCAGCAUGGGUGGGGCGGCAGCAUGGGUCGUGCGGGCAGCAUGGGGUUGGGCGGGCAGCAUGGGUUGGGGCGGGCAGCAUGGGUUGGGCGGGCAGCAUGGGUCGGGCGGGCAGCAUGGUUGGGCGGGCAGCAUGGGUUGGGCGGGCAGCAUGGGUUGGGCGGGCAGCAUGGGUGGGCGGGCAGCAUGGGUUGGGCGGGCAGCAUGGGUUGGGCGGGCAGCAUGGGUCGGGCGGGGGGCAGCAUGGGUCGGGCGGCGCAGCAGCAUGGGUUGGCGGGCAGCAUGGGUUGGGCGGGCAGCAUGGGUUGGGCGGGCAGCAUGGGUUGGGCGGGCAGCAUGGGUUGGGGGGCAGCAUGGGUUGGGCGGGCAGCAUGGGUUGGGCGGGCAGCAUGGGUUGGGCGGGCAGCAUGGGUUGGGCGGGCAGCAUGGGUUGGGCGGGCAGCAUGGGUUGGGCGGGCAGCAUGGGUUGGGCGGGCAGCAUGGGUUGGGCGGGCAGCAUGGGUUGGGCGGCGGGCAGCAUGGGUUGGGCGGGCAGCAUGGGUUGGGCGGGCAGCAUGGGUGGGCGCGGGCAGCAUGGGUUGGGCGGGCAGCAUGGUUGGGCGGGCAGCAUGGGUCGGGCGGGCAGCAUGGGUUGGGCGGGCAGCAUGGGUUGGGCGGGCAGCAUGGGUCGGGCGGGCAGCAUGGGUUGGGCGGGCAGCAUGGGUUGGGCGGGCAGCAUGGGUUGGGCGGGCAGCAUGGGUUGGGCGGGCAGCAUGGGUUGGGCGGGCCAGGCAUGGGUUGGGCGGGCAGCAUGGGUUGGGCGGGCAGCAUGGGUUGGGCCGGGCAGCAUGGGUUGGGCGGGCAGCAUGGGUCGGCGGGCAGCAAUGGGUUUGGGGCGGGCAGCAUGGGUUGGGCGGGCAGCAUGGGUUGGGCGGGCAGCAUGGGUUGGGCGGGCAGCAUGGGUUGGGCGGGCAGCAUGGGUUGGGCGGGCAGCAUGGGUCGGGCGGGCAGCAUGGGUCGCACAGCCUUCCUACAGGUCGAGCUACGCUGGCUCACCUACCUGCUGACCGACUUGGGAGAGGCAGCAUGGGUUGGGCGGGCAGCAUGGGUUGGGCGGGCAGCAUGGGUUGGCGGGGCCUGGGGGGCCAAGCAUGGGUUGGGGCGGGCAGCAUGGGUUGGGCGGGCAGCAUGGGUUGGGCGGGCAGCAUGGGUUGGGCGGGCAGCAUGGGUUGGGCGGGCAGCAUGGGUGGGCGGGCAGCAUGGGUCGGGCGGGCAGCAUGGGGUCGGGCGGGCAGCAUGGGUCGGGCGGCAGCAUGGGUCGGGGCGGGCAGCAUGGGUUGGUGCGGGCAGCAUGGGUUGGGGCGGGCAGCAUGGGUUGGGCGGGCAGCAUGGGUUGGGGGGCAGCAUGGGUUGGGCGGGCAGCAUGGGUUGGGCGGGCAGCAUGGGUUGGGCGGGCAGCAUGGGUUGGGCGGGCAGCAUGGGUUGGGCGGGCAGCAUGGGUUGGGCGGGCAGCAUGGGUUGGGCGGGCAGCAUGGGUUGGGCGGGCAGCAUGGGUUGGGCGGGCAGCAUGGGUUGGGCGGGCAGCAUGGGUUGGGCGGGCAGCAUGGGUUGGGGCGGGCAGCAUGGGUUGGGCGGGCAGCAUGGGUCGGGCGGGCAGCAUGGGUCGGGCGGGCAGCAUGGGUCGGGGGGGCAGCAUGGGUGGGGGCGGGCAGCAUGGGUCGGGCGGGCAGCAUGGGUCGGGCGGGCAGCAUGGGUUGGGGCGGGCAGCAUGGGUUGGGCGGGCAGCAUGGGUCGGGCGGGCAGCAUGGGUUGGGCGGGCAGCAUGGGUUGGGCGGGCAGCAUGGGUUGGGCGGGCAGCAUGGGUUGGAGCGGGCAGCAUGGGUUGGGCGGGCAGCAUGGGUUGGGCGGGCAGCAUGGGUUGGGCGGGCAGCAUGGGUUGGGCGGGCAGCAUGGUUGGGCGGGAAGCAUGGGUCGGGCGGGCAGCAUGGGUUGGGCGGGCAGCAUGGGUUGGGCGGGCAGCAUGGGUGGGCGGGGCAGCAUGGGUCGGGCGGGCAGCAUGGGUCAAGCGGGCAGCAUGGGUUGGGUGGGCAGCAUGGGUUGGGCGGGCAGCAUGGGUUGGGCGGGCAGCAUGGGUUGGGCGGGCAGCAUGGGUUGGGCGGGCAGCAUGGGUUUGGCGGGCAGCAUGGUAGGGCGGGGCAGCAUGGGUUUGGGCGGGCCGCAUGGGUUGGGCGGGCAGCAUGGGUGGGCGGGCACCAUGGGGGUCGGGCGGGCAGCAUGGGUCGGGCGGGCAGCAUGGGUUGGGCGGGCAGCAUGGGUUGGGCGGCAGCAUGGGUUGGGCGGGCAGCAUGGGUUGGGCGGGCAGCAUGGGUCGGGCGGGCAGCAUGGGUCGGGGCGAAGGCAGCAUGGGUUGGGCGGGCAGCAUGGUUUGGGCGGGCAGCAUGGUUGGGCGGGCAGCAUGGGUCGGGCGGGCAGCAUGGUCGGGCGGGCAGCAUGGGUCGGGCGGGCAGCAUGGGUCGGGCGGGCAGCAUGGGUCGGGCGGGCAGCAUGGGUCGGGCGGGCAGCAUGGGUCGGGCGGGCAGCAUGGGUUGGGCGGGCAGCAUGGGUUGGGCGGGCAGCAUGGGUCGGGCGGGGCAGCAUGGGUCGGGCGGGCAGCAUGGGUUGGCGGGCAGCAUGGGUUGGGCGGGCAGCAUGGGUUGGGCGGGCAGCAUGGGUUGGGCGGGCAGCAUGGUUUGGGGCGGGCAGCAUGGGUUGGGCGGGCAGCAUGGGCUGGGCGGGCAGCAUGGGUUGGGCGGGCAGCAUGGGUUCGGGCGGGCAGCAUGGGUUGGGCGGGCAGCAUGGGUGGGGCGGGCAGCAUGGGUCGGGCGGGCAGCAUGGGUCGGGGCGGGCAGCAUGGGUUGGGCGGGCAGCAUGGGUUGGGCGGGCAGCAUGGGUCGGGCGGGCAGCAUGGGUCGGGCGGGCAGCAUGGGUUGGGCGGGCAGCAUGGGUUGGGCGGCAGCAUGGGUUGGGCGGGCAGCAUGGGUCGGGCGGGCAGCAUGGGUCGGGCGGGCAGCCAUGGGUCGGGCGGGCAGCAUGGGCGGGCGGGCAGCAUGGGUCGGGCGGGCAGCAUGGGUCGGGCGGGCAGCAUGGGUCGGGCGGGCAGCAUGGGUUGGGCGGGCAGCAUGGGUCGGGCGGGCAGCAUGGGUUGGGCGGGCAGCAUGGGUCGGGCGGGCAGCAUGGGUUGGGCGGGCAGCAUGGGUUGGGCGGGCAGCAUGGGUUGGGCGGGCAGCAUGGGUUGGGCGGGCAGCAUGGGUUGGGCGGGCAGCAUGGGUUGGGCGGGCAGCAUGGGUCGGGCGGGCAGCAUGGGUCGGGCGGGCAGCAUGGGUCGGGCGGGCAGCAUGGGUCGGGCGGUGCAGCAUGGGUUGGGCGGGCAGCAUGGGUCGGGCGGGCAGCAUGGGUUGGGCGGGCAGCAUGGGUUUGGGCGGGCAGCAUGGGCCGGGCGGGCAGCAUGGGUCGGGCGGGCAGCAUGGGUUGGGCGGGCAGCAUGGGUUGGGCGGGCAGCAUGGGUUGGGCGGGCAGCAUGGGUUGGGCGGGCAGCAUGGGUUGGGCGGGCAGCAUGGGUUGGGCGGGCAGCAUGGGUUGGGCGGGCGGGGCAGCAUGGGUUGGGCGGGCCAGCAUGGGGUUGGGCGGGCAGCAUGGGUCGGGCGGGCAGCAUGGGUUGGGCGGGCCAGCAUGGGUUGGGCGGGCAGCAUGGGUUGGCGGGCAGCAUGGGUUGGGCGGGCAGCAUGGGUUGGGCGGGCAGCAUGGGUUGGGCGGGCAGCAUGGGUCGGGCGGGCAGCAUGGGUCGGGCGGGCAGCAUGGGUCGGGCGGGCAGAGCAUGGGUCGGGGCGGGCAGCAUGGGUCGGGCGGGCAGCAUGGGUUGGGCGGGCAGCAUGGGUUGGGCGGGCAGCAUGGGUUGGGCGGGCAGCAUGGGUUGGGCGGGCAGCAUGGGUUGGGCGGGCAUGCAUGGGUUGGGCGGGCAGCAUGGGUUGGGCGGGCAGCAUGGGUUGGGCGGGCAGCAUGGGUUGGGCGGGCAGCAUGGGUUGGGCGGGCAGCAUGUGUCGGGGCGGGCAGCAUGGGUUGGGCGGGCAGCAUGGUCGGGCGGCAGCAGGGGUCGGGCGGGCAGCAUGGGUCGGGCGGGCAGCAUGGGUUGGGCGGGCAGCAUGGGUUGGGCGGAGCAGCAUGGGUUGGGCGGGCAGCAUGGGUUGGGCGGGCAGCAUGGGUUUGGGCGGGCAGCAUGGGUUGGGCGGGCAGCAUGGGUGUGGGCGGGCAGCAUGGGUUGGGCGGGCAGCAUGGGUCGGGCGGGCAGCAUGGGUUGGCGGGCAGCAUGGGUUGGGGGGGCGGGCAGCAUGGGUUCGGGCGGCGCAGCAUGGGUUGGGCGGGCAGCAUGGUUGGGCGGGGCAGCAUGGGUUUGGGCGGGCAGCAUGGGUUGGGCGGGCAGCAUGGGUUGGGCGGGCAGCAUGGGGUUGGGCGGGCAGCAUGGGUUGGGCGGGGCAGCAUGGGUUGGGCGGGCAGCAUGGGUUGGGCGGGCAGCAUGGGUUGGGCGGGCAGCAUGGGUCGGGCGGGCAGCAUGGGUCGGGCGGGCAGCAUGGGUCGGGCGGGCAGCAUGGGUCGGGCGGGCAGCAUGGGUCGGGCGGGCAGCAUGGGUUGGGCGGGCAGCAUGGGUUGGGCGGGCAGCAUGGGUUGGGCGGGCAGCAUGGGGUGGGCGGGCAGCAUGGGUUGGGCGGGCAGCAUGGGUUGGGCGGGCAGCAUGGGUUGGGCGGGCAGCAUGGGUUGGGCGGGCAGCAUGGGUUGGGCGGGCAGCAUGGGUUGGGCGGGCAGCAUGGGUCGGCGGGCAGCAUGGGUUGGGCGGGCAGCAUGGGUCGGGCAGGCAGCAUGGGUCGGGCCGGGCAGCAUGGGUCGGGCGCGGGCAGCAUGGGUUGGGCGGGCAGCAUGGGUUGGGCGGGCAGCAUGGGUUGGGCGGGCAGCAUGGGUUGGGCGGGCAGCAUGGGUUGGGCGGGCAGCAUGGGUUGGGCGGGCAGCAUGGGUUGGGCGGGCAGCAUGGGUUGGGCGGGCAGCAUGGGUUGGGCGGGCAGCAUGGGUCGGGCGGGCAGCAUGGGUCGGGCGGGCAGCAUGGGUCGGGCGGGCAGCAUGGGUCGGGGCGGGCAGCAUGGGUCGGGCGGGCAGCAUGGGUUGGGGCGGGCAGCAUGGGUUGGGCGGGCAGCAUGGGUUGGGCGGGGCAGCAUGGAUUGGGCGGGCAGCAUGGGUUGGGCGGGCAGCAUGGGUUGGGCGGGCAGCAUGGGUUGGGCGGGCAGCAUGGGUUGGGCGGGCAGCAUGGGUUGGGCGGGCAGCAUGGGUCGGGCGGGCAGCAUGGGUCGGGCGGCAGCAUGGGUUGGGCGGGCAGCAUGGGUUGGGGCGGGCAGCAUGGGUUGGGCGGGCAGCAUGGGUUGGGCGGGCAGCAUGGGUUGGGCGGGCAGCAUGGGUUGGGCGGGCAGCAUGGGUUGGGCGGGCAGCAUGGGUUGGGCGGGCAGCAUGGAUUGGGCGGGCAGCAUGGGGUUGGGCGGGCAGCAUGGGUUGGGCGGGCAGCAUGGGUCGGGCGGGCAGCAUGGGUUGGGCGGGCAGCAUGGGUUUGGGCGGGCAGCAUGGUUGGGUGGGCAGCAUGGGUUGGCGGGCAGCAUGGGUUGGGCGGGCAGCAUGGGUCGGGCGGGCAACAUGGGUUGGGCGGGCAGCAUGGGUUGGGCGGGCAGCAUGGGUUGGGCGGGCAGCAUGGGUUGGGCGGGCAGCAUGGGUUUGGGCGGGCAGCAUGGGUUGGGCGGGCAGCAUGGGUUGGGCGGGCAGCAUGGGUCGGGCGGGCAGCAUGGGUUGGGGCGGGCAGCAUGGUCGGGCGGGCAGCAUGGUUGGGCGGCAGCAUGGGUCGGGCGGGCAGCAUGGGUUGGGCGGGCAGCAUGGGUUGGGCGGGCAGUAUGGGUUGGGCGGGCAGCAUGGAUUGGGCGGGCAAGCAUGGGUUGGGCGGGCAGCAUGGAUCGGGCGGGCAGCAUGGGUUGGGCGGGCAGCAUGGGUUGGGCGGGCAGCAUGGGUCGGGCGGGCAGCAUGGUUGGGCGGGCAGCAUGGGUCGGGCGGGCAGCAUGGGUUGGGCGGGCAGCAUGGGUUGGGCGGGCAGCAUGGAUCGGGCGGGCAGCAUGGGUCGGGCGGGCAGCAUGGGUUGGGCGGGCAGCAUGGGUCGGGCGGGCAGCAUGGGUCGGGCGGGCAGCAUGGGUCGGGCGGGCAGCAUGGGUUGGGCGGGCAGCAUGGGUUGGGCGGGCAGCAUGGGUUGGGCGGGCAGCAUGGGUUGGGCGGGCAGCAUGGGUUGGGCGGGCAGCAUAGGUUGGGCGGGCAGCAUGGGUUGGGCGGGCAGCAUGGGUUUGGGCGGGCAGCAUGGGUCGGGCGGGCAGCAUGGGUCGGGCGGGCAGCAUGGGUCGGGCGGGGCAGCAUGGGUCGGGCGGGCAGCAUGGGUUGGGCGGGCAGCAUGGGUUGGGCGGGCAGCAUGUGUUGGGCGGGCAGCAUGGGUUGGGCGGGCAGCAUGGAUUGGGCGAACAGCAUGGGUUGGGCGGGCAGCAUGGAUCGGGCGGGCAGCAUGGGUUGGGCGGGCAGCAUGGGUUGGGCGGGCAGCAUGGGUCGGGCGGGCAGCAUGGGUUGGGCGGGCAGCAUGGUUGGGCGGGCAGCAUGGAUUGGGCGGGCAGCAUGGGUUGGGCGGGCAGCAUGGAUUGGGCGGGCAGCAUGGGUCGGGCGGGCAGCAUGGGUUGGGCGGGCAGCAUGGGUUGGGCGGGCAGCAUGGCAUGGGUUGGGCGGGCAGCAUGGGUUGGGCGGGCAGCAUGGGUCGGGCGGGCAGCAUGGGUUGGGCGGGCAGCAUGGGUUGGGCGGGCAGCAUGGGUUGGCGGGCAGCAUGGGUUGGGCGGGCAGCAUGGGUUGGUCGGGCAGCAUGGGUUGGGCGGGCAGCAUGGGUCGGGCGGGCAGCAUGGGUUGGGCGGGCAGCAUGGGUUGGGCGGGCAGCAUGGGUUGGGCGGGCAGCAUGGGUUGGGCGUGCAGCAUGGGUUGGGCGGGCAGCAUGGGUUGGGCGGGCAGCAUGGGUUGGGCGGGCAGCAUGGGUUCGGGCGGGCAGCAUGGGUCGGGCGGGCAGCAUGGGUCGGGCGGGCAGCAUGGGUUGGGCGGGCAGCAUGGGUUGGGCGGGCAUCAUGGGUUGGGCGGGCAGCAUGGGUUGGGCGGGCAGGCAUGGGUCGGGCGGGCAGCAUGGGUUGGGCGGGCAGCAUGGUUGGGGGGCGGGCAGCAUGGGUUGGGCGGGCAGCAUGGGUCGGGCGGGCAGCAUGGGUUGGGCGGGCAGCAUGGGUUGGGCGGGCAGCAUGGGUUGGGCGGGCAGCAUGGGUUGGGCGGGCAGCAUGGGUUGGGCGGGCAGCAUGGGUUGGGCGGGCAGCAUGGGUUGGGCGGGCAGCAUGGGUUGGGCGGGCAGCAUGGGUUGGGCGGGCAGCAUGGGUUGGGCGGGCAGCAUGGGUUGGGCGGGCAGCAUGGGUUGGGCGGGCAGCAUGGGUUGGGCGGGCAGCAUGGGUUGGGCGGGCAGCAUGGGUCGGGCGGGCAGCAUGGGUUGGGCGGGCAGCAUGGGUUGGGCGGGCAGCAUGGGUUGGGCGGGCAGCAUGGGUUGCGGCGCAUGGUGGCGGCAGCAUGGUUGGGCGGGCAGCAUGGGUUGGGGCGGGCAGCAUGGGUUGGGGCGGGCAGCAUGGGUUGGGCGUGCAGCAUGGGUUGGGCGGGCAGCAUGGGUUGGGCGGGCAGCAUGGGUUGGGGCGGGCAGCAUGGGUCGGGCGGGCAGCAUGGGUCGGGCGGGCAGCAUGGGUUCGGGCGGGCAGCAUGGGUUGGGCGGGCAGCAUGGGUUGGGCGGGCAGCAUGGGUUGGGCGGGCAGCAUGGGUUGGGCGGGCAGCAUGGGUCGGCGGGCAGCAUGGGUUGGGCGGGCAGCAUGGGUUGGGCGGGCAGCAUGGGUUGGGCGGGCAGCAUGGGUUGGGCGGGCAGCAUGGGUUGGGCGGGCAGCAUGGGUUGGGCGGGCAGCAUGGGUUGGGCGGGCAGCAUGGGUUGGGCGGGCAGCAUGGGUUGGGCGGGCAGCAUGGGUUGGGCGGGCAGCAUGGGUUGGGCGGGCAGCAUGGGUUGGGCGGGCAGCAUGGAUUGGGCGGGCAGCAUGGGUUGGGCGGGCAGCAUGGGUUGGGCGGGCAGCAUGGGUCGGGCGGGCAGCAUGGGUUGGGCGGGCAGCAUGGGUUGGGCGGGCAGCAUGGUUGGCAUGGGUUGGGCGGGCAGCAUGGGUUGGGCGGGCAACAUGGGUUGGGCGGGCAGCAUGGGUUGGGCGGGCAGCAUGGGUUGGGCGGGCAGCAUGGGUUGGGCGGGCAGCAUGGGUUGGGCGGGCAGCAUGGGUCGGGCGGGCAGCAUGGGUUGGGCGGGCAGCAUGGGUCGGGCGGGCAGCAUGGGUUGGGCGGGCAGCAUGGGUCGGGCGGGCAGCAUGGGUUGGGCGGGCAGCAUGGGUUGGGCGGGCAGUAUGGGUUGGGCGGGCAGCAUGGAUUGGGCGGGCAGCAUGGGUUGGGCGGGCAGCAUGGAUCGGGCGGGCAGCAUGGGUUGGGCGGGCAGCAUGGGUUGGGCGGGCAGCAUGGGUCGGGCGGGCAGCAUGGUUGGGCGGGCAGCAUGGGUCGGGCGGGCAGCAUGGGUUGGGCGGGCAGCAUGGGUUGGGCGGGCAGCAUGGAUCGGGCGGGCAGCAUGGGUCGGGCGGGCAGCAUGGGUUGGGCGGGCAGCAUGGGUCGGGCGGGCAGCAUGGGUCGGGCGGGCAGCAUGGGUCGGGCGGGCAGCAUGGGUUGGGCGGGCAGCAUGGGUUGGGGCGGGCAGCAUGGGUUGGGCGGGCAGCAUGGGUUGGGCGGGCAGCAUGGGUUGGGCGGGCAGCAUAGGUUGGGCGGGCAGCAUGGGUUGGGCGGGCAGCAUGGGUUGGGCGGGCAGCAUGGGUCGGGCGGGCAGCAUGGGUCGGGCGGGCAGCAUGGGUCGGGCGGGCAGCAUGGGUCGGGCGGGCAGCAUGGGUUGGGCGGGCAGCAUGGGUUGGGCGGGCAGCAUGUGUUGGGCGGGCAGCAUGGGUUGGGCGGGCAGCAUGGAUUGGGCGAACAGCAUGGGUUGGGCGGGCAGCAUGGAUCGGGCGGGCAGCAUGGGUUGGGCGGGCAGCAUGGGUUGGGCGGGCAGCAUGGGUCGGGCGGGCAGCAUGGGUUGGGCGGGCAGCAUGGUUGGGCGGGCAGCAUGGAUUGGGCGGGCAGCAUGGGUUGGGCGGGCAGCAUGGAUUGGGCGGGCAGCAUGGGGUCGGGCGGCAGCAUGGGUUGGGCGGGCAGCAUGGGUUGGGCGGGCAGCAUGGGUAGGGCGGGCAGCAUGGGUUGGGCGGGCAGCAUGGGUAGGGCGGGCAGCAUGGGUUGGGCGGGCAGCAUGGGUUGGGCGGGCAGCAUGGGUUGGGCGGGCAGCAUGGGUCGGGCGGGCAGCAUGGGUUGGGCGGGCAGCAUGGGUUGGGCGGGCAGCAUGGGUUGGGCGGGCAGCAUGGGUUGGGCGGGCAGCAUGGGUUGGGCGGGCAGCAUGGGUCGGGCGGGCAGCAUGGGUUUGGGCGGGCAGCAUGGGUUGGGCGGGCAGCAUGGCAUGGGUUGGGCGGGCAGCAUGGGUCGGGGCGGGCAGCAUGGGUCGGGCGGGCAGCAUGGGUCGGGCGGGCAGCAUGGGUUGGGCGGGCAGCAUGGGUUGGGCGGGCAGCAUGGGUUGGGCGGGCAGCAUGGGUUGGGCGGGCAGCAUGGGUCGGGCGGGCAGCAUGGGUUGGGCGGGCAGCAUGGGUUGGGCGGGCAGCAUGGGUUGGGCGGGCAGCAUGGGUUGGGCGGGCAGCAUGGGUUGGGCGGGCAGCAUGGGUUGGGCGGGCAGCAUGGGUUGGGCGGGCAGCAUGGGUUGGGCGGGCAGCAUGGGUUGGGCGGGCAGCAUGGGUUGGGCGGGCAGCAUGGGUCGGGCGGGCAGCAUGGGUUGGGCGGGCAGCAUGGGUUGGGCGGGCAGCAUGGGUCGGGCGGGCAGCAUGGGUCGGGCGGGCAGCAUGGGUUGGGCGGGCAGCAUGGGUUGGGCGGGCAGCAUGGGUUGGGCGGGCAGCAUGGGUUGGGCGGGCAGCAUGGGUUGGGCGGGCAGCAUGGGUUGGGCGGGCAGCAUGGGUUGGGCGGGCAGCAUGGGUUGGGCGGGCAGCAUGGGUGGGGCGGGCAGCAUGGGUCGGGCGGGGCAGCAUGGGUCGGGCGGGCAGCAUGGGUCGGGCGGGCAGCAUGGGUUGGGCGGGCAGCAUGGGUUGGGCGGGCAGCAUGGGUCGGGCGGGCAGCAUGGGUCGGGCGGGCAGCAUGGGUUGGGCGGGCAGCAUGGGUUGGGCGGGCAGCAUGGGUUGGGCGGGCAGCAUGGGUUGGGCGGGCAGCAUGGGUUGGGCGGGCAGCAUGGGUUUGGGCGGGCAGCAUGGGUGGGGCGGGCAGCAUGGGUCGGGCGGGCAGCAUGGGUCGGGCGGGCAGCAUGGGUCGGGCGGGCAGCAUGGGUUGGGCGGGCAGCAUGGGUUGGGCGGGCAGCAUGGGUCGGGCGGGGCAGCAUGGGUCGGGCGGGCAGCAUGGGUCGGGCGGGCAGCAUGGGUUGGGCGGGCAGCAUGGGUUGGGCGGGCAGCAUGGGUUGGGCGGGCAGCAUGGGUUGGGCGGGCAGCAUGGGUUGGGCGGGCAGCAUGGGUUGGGGCGGGCAGCAUGGGUUGGGCGGGCAGCAUGGGUUGGGCGGGCAGCAUGGGUCGGGCGGGCAGCAUGGGUCGGGCGGGCAGCAUGGGUUGGGCGGGCAGCAUGGGUUGGGCGGGCAGCAUGGGUUGGGCGGGCAGCAUGGGUUGGGCGGGGCAGCAUGGGUUGGGCGGGCAGCAUGGGUUGGGCGGGCAGCAUGGGUUGGGCGGGCAGCAUGGGUCGGGCGGGCAGCAUGGGUCGGGCGGGCAGCAUGGGUCGGGCGGGCAGCAUGGGUCGGGCGGGCAGCAUGGGUCGGGCGGGCAGCAUGGGUUGGGCGGGCAGCAUGGGUUGGGCGGGCAGCAUGGGUUGGGCGGGCAGCAUGGGUUGGGCGGGCAGCAUGGGUUGGGCGGGCAGCAUGGGUUGGGCGGGCAGCAUGGGUUGGGCGGGCAGCAUGGGUUGGGCGGGCAGCAUGGGUUGGGCGGGCAGCAUGGGUUGGGCGGGCAGCAUGGGUCAGCAUGGGUCGGGCGGGCAGCAUGGGUCGGGCGGGCAGCAUGGGUCGGGCGGGCAGCAUGGGUUGGGCGGGCAGCAUGGGUUGGGCGGGCAGCAUGGGUUGGGCGGGCAGCAUGGGUUGGGCAGGCAGCAUGGGUUGGGCGGGCAGCAUGGGUUGGGCGGGCAGCAUGGGUCGGGCGGGCAGCAUGGGUCGGGCGGGCAGCAUGGGUUGGGCGGGCAGCAUGGGUUGGGCGGGCAGCAUGGGUUGGGCGGGCAGCAUGGGUUGGGCGGGCAGCAUGGGUUGGGCGGGCAGCAUGGGUUGGGCGGGCAGCAUGGGUUGGGCGGGCAGCAUGGGUUGGGCGGGCAGCAUGGGUUGGGCGGGCAGCAUGGGUUGGGCGGGCAGCAUGGGUUGGGCGGGCAGCAUGGGUUGGGCGGGCAGCAUGGGUUGGGCGGGCAGCAUGGGUUGGGCGGGCAGCAUGGGUUGGGCGGGCAGCAUGGGUUGGGCGGGCAGCAUGGGUCGGGCGGGCAGCAUGGAUUGGGCGGGCAGCAUGGGUCGGGCGGGCAGCAUGGAUUGGGCGGGCAGCAUGGGUUGGGCGGGCAGCAUGGGUUGGGCGGGCAGCAUGGGUCGGGCGGGCAGCAUGGGUCGGGCGGGCAGUAUGGGUCGGGCGGGCAGCAUGGGUCGGGCGGGCAGCAUGGGUCGGGCGGGCAGCAUGGGUCGGGCGGGCAGCAUGGGUCGGGCGGGCAGCAUGGGUUGGGCGGGCAGCAUGGGUUGGGCGGGCAGCAUGGGUUGGGCGGGCAGCAUGGGUUGGGCGGGCAGCAUGGGUUGGGCGGGCAGCAUGGGUUGGGCGGGCAGCAUGGGUUGGGCGGGCAGCAUGGGUUGGGCGGGCAGCAUGGGUGGGGCGGGCAGCAUGGGUUGGGCGGGCAGCAUGGGUCGGGCGGGCAGCAUGGGUCGGGCGGGCAGCAUGGGUUGGGCGGGCAGCAUGGGUUGGGCGGGCAGCAUGGGUUGGGCGGGCAGCAUGGGUUGGGCGGGCAGCAUGGGUUGGGCGGGCAGCAUGGGUCGGGGCGGGCAGCAUGGAUUGGGCGGGCAGCAUGGGUCGGGCGGGCAGCAUGGGUCGGGCGGGCAGCAUGGGUUGGGCGGGCAGCAUGGGUUGGGCGGGCAGCAUGGGUUGGGCGGGCAGCAUGGGUCGGGCGGGCAGCAUGGGUUGGGGCGGGCAGCAUGGAUUGGGCGGGCAGCAUGGAUUGGGCGGGCAGCAUGGGUUGGGCGGGCAGCAUGGGUUGGGCGGGCAGCAUGGGUCGGGCGGGCAGCAUGGGUUGGGCGGGCAGCAUGGGUUGGGCGGGCAGCAUGGGUUGGGCGGGCAGCAUGGGUUGGGCGGGCAGCAUGGGUUGGGUGGGCAGCAUGGGUUGGGCGGGCAGCAUGGGUUGGGCGGGCAGCAUGGGUUGGGCGGGCAGCAUGGGUUGGGCGGGCAGCAUGGGUUGGGCGGGCAGCAUGGGUUGGGCGGGCAGCAUGGAUUGGGCGGGAAGCAUGGGUUGGGUGGGCAGCAUGGGUUGGGCGGGCAGCAACGCCACGGGCGUGGUCUUGCGCUUCAUUGUGGACCGCAUGGGGAGUGUUGUGCCGUCGCCUCCUGUCCCAAAGAAGCUUGUUGUGAGUGUGUGCACCGUGGGCAGGGCAGCAACGGCACGGGCGCUGGUGUGUGCACUGUGGGCAGGGCAGGGCAGCAGCAGCACGGUCGUUCCCACAACCCCCCCCUCCCCCCCCCCUCACCUCUUUCUUUCCCACACGCCCACUCAACUUUCGUCUUCCCACCCCCCCCCUCACCUCUGUCUUCCCCACACCCCAUCUCACCUCUUUCCUCCCAACAUUCCCCCUCCCGCCAUGCCAGUCCCUCGCUGCACGGCUGGAUCGCUUCCCAAGCUGCGCCUCUCCCGUGUGAGCAAGGAGAGGUGGAUGACAGCCGUGCAGCUGUCUUCCCCCCAACGCAUCACCUUCGAUGGCCGCGGCUUCAGUGACGCGCCCACCGAGACUCCCAAGCGGAACUCGGAGGAGCUAUGGCACAUAAUCAAUGACACGCCAGACGCCCACCCCAUCCACCUGCACCUCAUCAUGCACCGCCCCCUCGCCCGCCGCCCCUUCAACCGCACCGCCUACCGCAACAGCCAGUGCGCCUUCCCUGGCAACUCCUCCGCCAACUCCUCCCUGCCCAGCUGCUUCACGGGGGAGGGGAGCAGCGUGAGAGUGAGUGGGAGGGCGGGCGUGGGGGAGUACGAGCGCGGGUGGAAGGACACCACUGUGCUGCAGCGGGAUGAGGUGCUCACCCUCUGGACCGGCUGGUUCUCCCAGGACGGGUCGCCGCUCCCCUUCAACCCCACGCGUGGCCCGGGGUACGUGUGGCACUGCCACAUCCUGGAGCACGAGGACAACGACAUGAUGCGGCCCCUCAUUAGAGCACAGCUGCAUGCAUUGGUGUGGAGUGGGAAUAAUGUGGCCGUGGCUGGCCGAAUCCCCCCCCGCAUCCGACUCCUCAUUCUCGAUGCACUUCUCAUUCCACUGCGCCGCCUUGCACAACAUCCUUCUGACGUCGCUGCACACCUCAUUCUCUUGGCAUUUCCGCGUCUCCUGCUGCGCCUACCAUCUGCCGCUGCUCCCACACAGCCCCUUACCUCUUCAUGUGCUGCCUUAGCGCGCCGCUUCAUCACUGGUGACUGGCACUCUCUUUUCAGCGAAGCCGUAGCUGCAGCCACUCCAGCCGCUAGACCUCUGCACAUGGCAUCAGCACGUUCUACAGCGCAGCAGGCUCGUCUCAACCGUGCGAAGCGGUUUGCAAAAUGCGGGGAUUGGUCGCGGUCACUGGCAGCACUGGAAGCUGGCGAGCUAGCUCCUCCAUCAUCAGAAACAGCUGUUGCCCUCAGCUCCAAGCACCCACCUGCUGCAGCAGAGAUUCCUGACUGGGUACACACCUUCACUCCUGCAGCCGCACCACAGCUUACCGUCCCUGUUCUCCAUGCCGCUCUACAGUCCGCCCCCCGUGGCACAGCUGCUGGACCUUCUGGGUGGUUCAUUGAGCACCUCAGGGACACGUUUCUUUCUCACCAGCAGCAUCUCCCUUCUCUCCUCCACGUAUUCCAGAACUGGCUGCAGG
Closterium sp. Naga37s-1 is the source of this 28219-nucleotide messenger RNA. Lineage: Eukaryota; Viridiplantae; Streptophyta; Zygnematophyceae; Desmidiales; Closteriaceae. The record is from the annotation of a GenBank genome assembly.